AUGACAUAUUGUCAACAUUUGACGGAACUAGAAGCGGAUAUAUCUCUUAGAUUCAAAGAUUUGUUUGAUUUGGAAUUUGAAGCAUGGAUGAUUGAUCCGUUUUCAUGUGUGCCAGAAGAUAUGAACGAAACAAUCCAAGAAGAGAUAAUUGAAUUGAAAUAUAAUGAAGAAUAUAUUCACAGAUUUCAACAGGAUGGUAUCUCUAAAUUUUGGCAAUCAAAAGAUCUACAAAUGAAAUUUCCAAAUUUAUGGAAGGAAAUGAGUAAUGUACUAUUGGCAUUCCCUACCACUUAUUUAGUUGAAAGUGGAUUUAGUUUUGUCAAUCAUAAUACACAAUGUGAAAAAAAUAGACUGGAAGUGUGUUAUAGAGGCGAUAUACGCCUAAAGUUGAGCAGAAUUAAACCCGACAUAGAAUAUUUAGCGAGUAAACAUCAAUAUCAAGGGUCUCACUAA
Octopus sinensis (East Asian common octopus) is the source of this 453-nucleotide messenger RNA. Its product is annotated as protein ZBED8-like. Bases 1 to 453 code for a protein of 150 amino acids. NCBI's taxonomy places the organism in Eukaryota, Metazoa, Mollusca, Cephalopoda, Octopoda, Octopodidae. The record is from RefSeq and is a predicted model, not a curated record. The transcript has a single exon.